UAAAAAAAAUCAUAAAGCAUGGUGAUAAGACCUAAUUUAUGCUUGUUGUGUAAAAACAACAGUGCGCAUUGGUGGUAUGUAUUUUAUGCAUGUAUGGUAAAUGUGUUAUUUGGGUUUUUCAGCAUGCCACGCUCGUUAGGCUUGUUAGAUAGUGAAAUAAGAGAAUAUUUAGAGAAACUUGAUGACUCGGAAGACGGAUUGGAUGGUUCGGACUCUGAACCGGAGGAUGAAGAUGAGAUGAAUGAAGAUCCUCCAUUAGUUACUGAGGAUACGGAAAAUGCGCAAGAACAGGAGGACCCUCCCCUUGAAGAAAGCAAUGAUGAAGAAGUGAGCAUACCAGGAGCACCUCAAAGAAACAGGCCCCUACUAUGGAAAAAAAGAAAUCUCGUUACUAAUGAAGAUGACCUUGUGUUUAGAGGUAAUACUCAAAUACCAGAAGCUUUAUUGAAUUGUAAUACACCAUUUGAAUUCUUUUCAUAUUUUUUUACUCCAAAUUUGAAAAAAGAAAUUGUUUACGAAAGUAACCUUUAUGCCACACAAAAGCAAAUAUCUAACCCAGAGACUAUAAACGAAAAUAUACUAAAUAAAUUUCUAGGCAUACUAGUUUUUACAUCCGUCAUAAAAUUUCCAAAUACAAGGUUAUAUUGGAGUGAUAAAUUUGGAUAUGAUCUUAUCAAAAACACCAUGUCACAAAAGAAGUUUGAAAAAGUAAGAUCGAUUAUUCACUUUGCUGAUAACACUAAAUGUCUCCCAAAGGAACAUCCUGAUUAUGAUAGACUCUAUAGGAUCAGACCACUUAUCGAAACACUAAAUCAUGUGUUUGGCACCGUCCCUAUGGAUCAAAGGCUAUCCAUAGACGAGCAGAUGUGCGCUACAAAAAUGAGCCACUAUAUAAAACAGUACUUGCCUAACAAACCACACAAGUGGGGCUUCAAAUUGUACCUUAUCUGCAGUCUGCAAGGAUAUGCUCACAAAUUUGAGCUAUAUGCAGGAGGAGGCAAUAAAAAUACUGCAUCUUUACCAGGAGAACCAGAUUUAGGAGAAUCUGGGAACACUGUCAUAAGGUUGGCUCGAAUGGUACCUCGUCAUGUAAACCACAUAAUAUAUUUCGACAACUUUUAUACUUCUUUGCCGCUUCUCACCUAUUUGGCCAAGGAAGGAAUAUAUUCUUUAGGGACAGUUCGGGUAAACCGCGUACGAAAUUCUAAAUUACCAGAUAAAAGAACAAUAAUGAAAAAAAAUGUUGCAAGGGGUUUUUACGAAGAGAACGUAGCGAAUGUAGAUGGUACUGAAGUGAGCGCAGUUGUUUGGAAAGAUAACAAGCCUGUCAAUCUUCUUUCAACUUACGUAGGUGCCGAACCAGCCACCACUGUAUCAAGAUUCGACAAAAGGAGGAAAGAAAGAGUUGAGAUCCCAUGCCCCAAAAUAAUUCGUGAGUAUAACACUCACAUGGGAGGGGUGGACCUGUUAGAUUCUUUUAUAGGACGCUAUCACAUAACGAUGAAGAGCAGGAAAUGGACUAUGCGUCUUUUUUACCACUUUUUGGACCUCUGUGUCAUCAACUCAUGGGUAAUGUACAAGAAAGUGCACAAUCAACUGGGUACCAGCAAAUUGUUAAAUUUAGCUCAAUUUAGAUUAGACGUUGCAGAGACAUUGUGUCAGACUGGGUUGCCUAUCAGUGGUUGCAAGCGUGGCCGUCCCAGUACCAGCAGUAUACAGGCUCAACUUGAAAUGAAGAGGAGUCGCACAUCAGCUCAGUCAGUUCCGUCUAAAAAUGUUAGGUUGGACCAAACAUCACACUGGUCAGUUUGGUUAGAAAAACAGCAACGAUGCAAAUACCCCAAAUGUACUGGAUACACAUUUAAAAAGUGUGAAAAAUGUCAGGUAUCUUUAUGCGACACCAAACAGAAAAAUUGUUACUAUAAGUACCAUACUGAAUAAACAUAAUAAAUAUAGAUUAAAAAAAUCACUUCAUUUUUACUUACUCAUACAUCAUAAUGACCCCUAAAUGCGCAAUGUGGUUUUUAAACAACCAACACAUUUUAUGAAAAAAAUUACAUAAAAACUAAGUCAAUCUUUUUUUAAAUAUUUUUCCCUGUAAGUAUAGAAGCUAAGUUACAAAAUAUAUUUUUUUUUAACAAAAUAGAAAAUUCGCG
Messenger RNA from Chrysoperla carnea, 2156 nucleotides. RefSeq names its product piggyBac transposable element-derived protein 3-like. Bases 19 to 1941 code for a protein of 640 amino acids. NCBI's taxonomy places the organism in Eukaryota, Metazoa, Arthropoda, Insecta, Neuroptera, Chrysopidae. The transcript has 2 exons. The record is from RefSeq and is a predicted model, not a curated record.